Molecule: messenger RNA, 327 nt
Organism: Gryllus bimaculatus (two-spotted cricket)
Lineage: Eukaryota; Metazoa; Arthropoda; Insecta; Orthoptera; Gryllidae
Source: the annotation of a GenBank genome assembly
GGCGAGCGCCCGCCCAAGCCGCUGGACGCCGCCGCCGCCGCCACGCCCACCGCCACCGCCCUGGCGCUCGCUCUCGCGCACGCGCCCGACGACGCGCACGACAACCCCGACGUCGUCCCGCACACCGGCGGAGAGUCUCUUGAGCUUCGAGGCACCUCCUAUUCGGUGGCAGCUGGCGGCGUCGUGGCGAGACCUCAUCGGCCAGACGCAGAGGGCGCCCGCUCCGGUUGCCCAGACGCCGCCUGCCCCCGCGCCGCCGCCGCCGCCCCCGCCGCCGCCGACGCGGCACAAGGAGAGCGCAGUCUAGCGGCGCCCUCGCCCUCGCAG